UCCGUAGUAUUAACCAUUGGUAAGAGAGAAGAUGGCGGCGACCGAACGGAAGGAGCCAAUAAGAUAGCUCGACGAUAGCGUAGAAAGGGAUCGGAAACUGUCGUUGCUUCUCUUUCUUUCGGUCCGUAAAGCCGGCACCAGCCACCGGUUCACCGUACGAACCGACUGUGACGCGUGCCAAGCCAUUCUCUCGAAUAAUUCGCGUGCUUCAUACGUUGCCGAUUCGUCUUUCCCCGCUCGAAGGAAUAUCACGAUCGGUUUUACCGCGUAUCUCGUGCCAGCAAUUUUUCGAGUAAGCUCGCGCGUAGACGAUGGCGGCGGUUGAGUGUUACCAAAAGCAAGCUCAGGCCGAGAGCACCGGACAACAGACACAGGGCCAACAGCAGCAGCAACAGCAGCAGCAGAAGCAACAAGAGCAACAGCAACAUCAGCCAACCGCAGGAAUUCCUGGAAAGGAUGACGAGCGUAAACUCUUCAUCGGUGGGCUCUCUCGAAAUACUACCAACAAGGAAUUGCUCGAUCAUUUUGGAAAAUUUGGCGAAAUCGAAAGCAUUACCAUCAAAAUCGAUUCAUACACAGGCCUCUCGCGAGGCUUUGCUUUCAUAGUUUUCACCAAUCCAAAAACCAUCGACAAGCUUCUUGCGUCGGGCGAGCAUUACAUCAACGAACGUAAGGUGGAUCCAAAACGAGUCAGCAAGAAGCCUCAACAUGGGAAAAUAUUCGUUGGUGGUCUUACGCCUGAUAUUACAGACGAGGAUAUUAAAUCCUACUUCAGUCAAUAUGGGACUAUCGUCGAAUUGCAAGCGCCAUUCGACAAGGUAAAGAAUCAAAGAAAAGGAUUUUGUUUCAUAACGUUCGAUUCUAAGGAAGUUGUAUAUAAAUUAUUGAAAACUCCUAAACAAACGAUAAAUGGCAAAGAAGUAGACGUGAAGAAGGUCAAAAUGAGUCCGGAUCCAAGAACGCAAGGAUUUUGGGGACCCGGUUAUGGUUAUGGGUAUGCUGGUGGUUACGGUUACAUUCCCGAGUAUUAUAACGGUUAUCAAGGUGGAUACGAUGACAUGUAUGGGAAUUAUGACUAUUCGGGAUAUGACGGAUAUGAAAAUAUGGGAUAUUCGGCCCAAGGUAAGCCACGAGGAAACGGACAGGGACCACGUCAAUUUCAGAGACAUCAACCGUACUAAAUGCAGGGUAUAAAUUCGUUUAUACGCUCAAGAAUGGUGAAAAUACAAGAAUAUAGUAGGAGGUAGACCAACUUUAUCUAAUUACAGUCAGAGACUGAAACGAGGGGAUUUGGAUGGGACAAGGUAUUAUAAAUACCUGAUACCGUCUCCCUUAAAUUUCCUAAACUUCAUACGUCGCGUCUGUAUAAUACUAGAUACCUUUGUGUACAUUUGUUAAAAAAAAUUCUCCCACUGGUUUGGAGUUAUGAUGUUACGAAUUUAAAAGAAUCAUGUCAGUUUCUGUAUAAUGCACAUUUUGCCUCCUAUUACGAGAAAUAAUCUUUAAAGUAAAAUUAAGUAAUGAUGUUGUGCAUUUUCUUAAACGAGGACAGGGCCAUCGACAAUGAUGUCUAUAAUAUAAUUUUACUCGACUUGAAUGAUAUAAACUUUCAAAGGAAAUAUUUGCAGAAAGACUCGUUUAUGAUAUACGCCCCGAACGAUAACGAUACUAUAUAGUAUAUCGAGUAUUGAUUGUUAUAAAAGGAUUUCUUAGAUCCCUAAUGGAGAAAUCUCAAGUGGAGUGAAAUUCGUAAUUUAAUCCUGUCUCCUUGUUACUACUCAUUUCUCAUACUAACUAACCCGUGUAUCUAAUAAUUUAAUGCUAGCUAUAUUCUAUAGCUAUUCUUUGGCUAUUCUAUAGCUAUUCUCUAGCUAUUCUUUAGAAUUUUAGGUUGCAUUAUUCGUGUAUUCUUUACUAUGUGCUUGGUGUUAUUUUCAUUUAAAGAAGAAAAACAAGAACAAUGUAUAGUUUGCAUUUGGUUUUUUUUUUUUUCUUCUUCCCCCAUCGGUAUGCAGUUUUAAUUCGGAUUAAUUUCAAUUUACAGCAAAUUGCCAUUUAUGGACCAAAAUUUUGCUCCCAUUGAAACAUACUUCUUCCUUGUAAGAUUAUAUUCUAUAUGCAUUAUCUAUUAUCAUAUAAUUGUUUAUAAUCUAAAGAUAAGUCUUGUAACUUAUAUGAAUCUUAAAUAUGCUGCACGUAUGUGUAUACGUAUGUGCAUAUGCAGGUACACAUAAGUAUAUACUGAUAUAGAGAUUAGGAUUUAAAAAAAAAAAAAGAAAAAAAAGAAAAAAAAAAGAAAAAAAAAAGAAAAAAAAAACAUUUGAAAAAUGUAUAAUUAAAAUAUGAACGUCCUGGGUAUUAUACAUAAGGAAUACUUGCGCGACGUUAAAUUACGAACGGAUAUUUGUGAUUCGUAUUUAACGAAAAUUGUCAUUAAAACAAUACAAACAUUAUGAAAGAAAAGAAAUGAAAAGAAACAAAAAUACCACUUGCUUUAUAUAUCAACGACCUAUUGAAAUUUCAAUAGAUUAUUUCUACGAGGAUGCACAUACACAUGCAUGUAUACAUGCAUACAACAACAUACAACAUGCAUACAACAUACAUACAACAUACAUACAUAUAUACACACGCAUAUGUAUAUAUAUAUAUAUAUAUAUAUAUAUAUAUAUAUAUAUAUGUAUACAUGUAUGUAAAUUUGCUUUUCUUCAAUUGUAACACAACAUUGUAGUAUAGUUUAGACGUCGCGUUUGUACUCAUUAUGGCGUAAAUGUCACACGAAUACGGCGAAAACAUUACAUCUAAGCGCGUAACGCAAAAGCAAAAUUUGGUUAAGACACUGGAGUAACAGAAUGUUUCAAAAUACAUGAAUGACUGGAAGGUACGAAAAAAUGUAGGCUACAUUGACAUUUCUUUCGCAUUUGUAUCGAGAGUAGCAGUUCCUGUUUGAUAUUACAAACUAUGAAGACUGCUCUUCAUAUCGCGAAAAGACUGUUAACACGUAGCGUAUCGUUCGACGUGAUAUAAUAUCUAGAGAAUUCGAUAACCGGUACUACCCGUGCGAUUUUUUGACCGCUAAAUUCAAGUCAUUAACGUUAUUGUAAAAAAGCGUUGCUAAUGAUACAGUGAGACUACGUUUAGAUACAUCGAAAUUAUGUCGUUUACAAGGCUGAAAAAGCUUUAUACAUUC
Molecule: messenger RNA, 3187 nt
Organism: Vespa mandarinia (Asian giant hornet)
Lineage: Eukaryota; Metazoa; Arthropoda; Insecta; Hymenoptera; Vespidae
Product: RNA-binding protein squid
Biological process (GO): regulation of gene expression
Cellular component (GO): nucleoplasm; chromatin
Molecular function (GO): RNA binding
Source: RefSeq, a predicted model, not a curated record